GCAUGUGAUGACGCAAAAGUGGUUGUAUUGUAUUGAUAUUUUUUUAUUUUGCGUUGUUUAGUUGAUUAAAGAACAGUUUCUGAUGAUUGGCGUUGUUCUACAAGACUAUUUACAAUUUCUCUGAACUUUAAAGCUUUUGUAAACUUCUGUCAAUUUUUCCAUCAUGGGUCGCCUCAUGUUUAUCAUUACUUUUAUGUACAUUUACAAAAGUGUUUGGUGUUCCCUUGACGUGUCACUUGUAAACGAUGGUCCAGCCGUUCGUGGGUCGAAUAUAACAUUCACUGCAAGAGUAAAAGGAUACAGUGGAGAAAAUCUUAAGUAUGUAUUUUGUGAUGAUGUACAACCUCAACAUGAACAAGAGUUUCAAUUAUCAACAAACAAAUCAAAGUGGACAGUGGAGUAUCCUAAAGAGUUGUAUGAAGCAGGAGAAUAUGUAAUGAGAGUGAAGUUGAUGAAAAGUUUUUAUGGUAUUUGGUAUUUUGUUACAUCAGCGAGUUCCACAUUCAGGUUGACAGAUUCAUUAAAUGGGAAUUUAGUGUUAAAUCAAGACAAUCUCGAGCGGCCAAAUAAUUUUGUGGCCGUCAAUAAAACUGUACUGCAUUAUAUAAAACUGCCAGAUAACGAAAUGGAGUAUUUAAAAAAUAAUGCAUCUACAAUUAUUACAUAUUGGUUUAUAGAUUGUAUUUAUAUAGACCAAACUACGGAUCUAUCAUUAAAUUAUACAUACCAUGAUUUAAUGGCUGAUCACUAUAUUGAUGCAUUGGUUGUUGCAAACAAUUUACCAUUGCCUCCAGUAACAACAACAACAACCACUACUACAACUACAACAACAACAACAACUACAACAACAACAACAACAACCACAACAACGACACCCAAACCGCCAACAACAACAAAUGAUACAACACCAACUACUACUAGUAUUAAACCAAAACAACUGGAAACAACUGAAAGUUCACCCAUCCAUAAAAUGGUUAAACGUAUGAUCUCCAAUAGAACAACUAUGAAGAGAAAUAAUUCAACGAAAGACUAUAUCUGUCACAACUCCAGUAUUGUUCCAAUUGGUAAAUCAUACACAUAUGGUCACUAUCAAGAAACUAUAAGUGUAAGAGAACCAAUCUCAACUGUUAAUAUAACUGGUCUCAACUGGCUACAGCACGGUGAUUUACUUAACUUGCAAGUAAAGUACACAGGCUCUCCACCUUUUGCCUAUUGUGCGUUAUACAAAGAAGGGCAAUAUAAUAUAACGGGAAACGAGACAUGCGUUUACAAAUCAUCAACCCUUACUAACGCAUUCCCUCUAGUCCACUAUUUCUCGGAUUGUGAUCAGCAUACAGUUGUGGUUGUCGUCGAGAAUGAUAUGGGCAAGACUGUUUCAAGGGCAACAAUCAAUAUUUAUAAAGCUACUGUCCAUGCCCAAUUAUCGGUAAUAGUUGUGCCUGUGGUAUUCUGCUUGGUGGCUGUUAUUUUGGUAGUUUUCGGUAUCGCCUACUACCAACAUCGAUCAAGAUAUACAAUAGAAGUGGCUGACUUUGAAUUCGGUCAGCAAGCUCACUUAGAUUAUAAAACGUUCACGGAGAGACUUAGAGAUAGUUUUAGGAGUGCAUUCGACUUUAGGCAGAGAGAUGAUAAUGACCCGCUCACUUCUGACACCAGAUAUGAUUCUAUGUAGGUAUUGAACGAAUGAUAUGUACUGAAUGAUGAAUGAUUAUUGUAUUUAGUGAAUGAAAAUAAUAAUAUUAAUGUUUGAUUAUUAAUUAUAAUCCGAUGCAUUCAAAUCGAUUUAUAGCUUUAAUAAAUUCAAUUAAUUUUGAGUUUUAUAUUAAUUGAAAAUGUUAGAAAAUUUCGAUAAUAAUUAUAAUCUAAGUAUUUGAUAAUCGUAAAUAAAAAGACCCAGUAAAUUUGAUUCGAACAUUACCGAUGUCUAAAACGCAUAAAACUACAGCUUAGUAUACCUUAUUACUUGCAAUUUUAUACUUGUUUUUUUUUAUUUUUUUUAGGGUUCUUUAUAUUGUUUACGUCAUUAAAAAUUUGUCUAGAAAUUAAUGUUAUGAAAUAAUCUAUGGCCGAUUAGUAUUAAUAAGGGUUUUUUUUUUUUAAAUUUUAAAUUAGUUAAAUUGGGAUCACAAUUGUAAAUUCAUUUUAAAUCAUUCCUAAUGCGUGUUUUGAAUGAAAUGUGAUGUAUUAUAUGUAUAUUGAUGAUGUUAUAUAGUUUAAAACAGUGGUUCCCAAACUUAUUUUGUCUACUGCCCACUUUGAGAAUAAAUAUUUUUUAGCGCCCCUAUAUUUUCACAUGUUUAAAAACCAAUAUAACUUCAAAUUAAAUUAAUUAAUUAUUGUGACCUAUAUAUGUAUAUUAAUGGAAAAUUCUAAACGAAACUUUUACUAUAACCCGCAACUUGCAGCGCCCACAAGGGGGCGUUAUCGCGCACUUUGGGAAAGACUGGUUUAAAAUAAAAGUGGAAAAGAAAUUAAUAGACAGGACAAUUCGUAAACAAGAUAUAAAAAUUGUUCGUAGUUGUAGUCUGUAUAAAUAUUUUAUCUGUACCCACUUUUGUAAUUUUCCAAGCCAUCUGUUCAAUAAAUAUUAAAUAAGAUUACGUAAUGUAAGCAUUUGGUCACUGCGUCUCGUGUAAGCCUGCGAAUCGUACAUAACUAGAAAAACUACACAGAUAAAAUAGUACAGGAUUGACUGCUUAUAAUAGAAAAAAAAAACAUUGAUCCGAUCCCUUGUCGUUUUUGUCCGACAAUUAUCAGACUAACCGUUGGUUUCUGGACCAAUAUCUCUGUACGAAAUAUAUGGUCAUCCCUGUCAUUAUCUUUGACAACACAGAGAUAACAAUAUGUUUUAAACGGCGAUUUACGGCUCAGAAACCCACGGUAAGUAUAGUUGGUGAUUGUUGGCAGAUUGUGAAUGGAUGGAAUUAUAAAUAGGUGUGUUAAUCUUGUGGGUGACAUUCUUGGAAGUUGGAUUCUCGUAUGCAAAGAUGUAUGGUUUGUGAUAAUCUUGUACUUGUCCUAAAAUAUAGUAUUUUUAAUGCUUUAUUAUAUCUGCUAAUAAUAAAAUAUAUAGUUAUUUAUAUCCCUAAUGUUAUCUUUAAUACUUAAAUAUAUUGCCAAAGCUAAAGUCCAAUUUAAAAUCGCAUUUUGUUCCAUUAUAUUAAUAAUUUUCAAAUCCCGGUAAAACAUAUUAACGUUUGGUUAAAUUAUUUUUUUAAUUAAUAUAAGGGUUUCUACAGACUGAAUGCACUCUAAAUUAUGUAUUAGUUUUUUUUAUUGUACAAUGUUUGUUUCGUGUCGAGAUAAAGUGUCUUGUUAUUUUUUUUGUAACGGUGAUAUUAACCCGCAUUUGAUUUGGCACGUCGAUAGUAAGAAAACUCUUUAAGGCGACGUGCCAAUUCAAAUGGCGGAUACUAUUUUGUUUUAUACUUAUUAUUACAAUUCUUUAUAAUUAAUGUACUAGUUUCUUUUGCAUGUUUCGUCCAUUACCCUAUGUUUAGAUCGACAAAAUGUUAAAAAGUGAUUGUCAGUCAUGUUUUGUGAUAUUCUAGGUUAAUUUAAAACAUUUAUUUAUAGUUUAUGAUAGUCAUAGUUUUACGAUAUUCUCGUAGUUUAGAAGCGUGGCACGGCGUUGCUUUCAAACAUUUAAAAUUAAAUAAAAAUGUUCAUAAUGCCGUGUUUACAUUAUUCCAGUCCAGCGAUAAUAUCUAGCGCUAUACCUGGAAAAUUGUAAAUGCUCAACGGAAAUCAUUGUGGAGGUGGCAGUGUUUAUCUACAUUUUUAAAGUUAUAAUCCAGCGCUGGCUUCUAAGCUGGACUGGAAUAAUGUAAACUGGGCAUACAGGAUUAGCUGAAAAUUGUAUUGACUUGUAUAAAGAUUGCUUAGGUUAUGAAUUGUUAUAUUUAAAAUCCGCUUUAAUGAUAUGAGCUAUAAGUAAUAUAAUGUGCCAAUCUUCUAAAUUACAGAAUAAAUUAUUGAUUGUAG
Messenger RNA from Papilio xuthus (Asian swallowtail), 3984 nucleotides. RefSeq lists its product as uncharacterized. The record is from RefSeq and is a predicted model, not a curated record. The coding region runs from base 164 to 1672 and encodes 502 amino acids. The transcript is spliced from 7 exons. NCBI's taxonomy places the organism in Eukaryota, Metazoa, Arthropoda, Insecta, Lepidoptera, Papilionidae. Gene Ontology annotation, cellular component: plasma membrane.